AAAAUGAGUCAAAAAAAGCAAUUCUCAAUUAUUUAAUUCAAUCUUUGCAAGUCAGCUAGUCGGUCGUUAGUGUACCCGAUCAUAACCGAUAUCAUUCCAUUAUCUUCAUCAUGCAUCGACUGCGUCUCCCCACCAUGCCCAAAACAUGCAUCCGUCCACAGCUGCAAACCCGCCUAAUCAACACCCCCUCACAACCCAAGCCAACCCCCGCACGCUCCCACCAGAAACCUCAGCAAGAUGACUUGCGCAUUCUCCCCGCGACACCCAGUGAUAGCCCCGCUAUCGCAGAUGUCUUCCUGCAUGCUUUUUCCGACCCGUUCAGUCGACGCAUGUUUCCCAUCACCGAGGAUGUGCGCAGUUUCUGGGUAGACCAGUUCAAGCACGAGAUAGAAGAGUCGCGGGCUGCUUCUACUCCCAGCAUCGCGUUCUUGAAAGUUACUGCGGGUGAAGAGGGAACGGUAGCUGCGUUUGCCAAAUGGUGGUAUCCUGUCCCAGAGGGGAUGACCUCAGAUGGUGAGAAAAAUCAAACCAAGACUGUUUGGCCCCCAAGCUCGGAUGCCGAUCUCUGUGAGCGAUUCUUUGGUUUGAUGAACAGCGAGAAGAAGAGGGUCAUGGGGGGGAGAAAGGAGGGGUAUUUCUGUGAGUUGUCCUUUUUCUUAUUGUAGUAUGACCUGCAUCAUGCUAAUCGCUCAGACCUCGACAUGCUGGGCACUCUCCCCCAGUUCAACGGCCGGGGCAUCGGAUCGAGGUUACUGCGUUGGGGACUGGACCGGGCAGAUGAGAAAGGCGUGCCGACUUUCUUGGCCUCCACGCCUGCGGGACGGCCCCUGUAUGAGAAGUAUGGGUUCGAGGCGGUGGAAGAGUACGAGGUGAUUCCGGGAUAUUUCCAGGCGU
This is a messenger RNA of Aspergillus piperis CBS 112811, 894 nucleotides long. RefSeq lists its product as uncharacterized. The coding region runs from base 135 to 665 and encodes 176 amino acids. The record is from RefSeq and is a predicted model, not a curated record. Lineage: Eukaryota; Fungi; Ascomycota; Eurotiomycetes; Eurotiales; Aspergillaceae. The transcript has a single exon.